GACGGGCGUUGGCAAAUCCAGCGCAGCUAUUCGGCUAAGGUUGCCAUAAUCUCAUACAGUUCUCUGAUCGAUACCUCCACUCCGCUAACAGUUCUCCCAUAUCGAUCAUGAUACAGUUACCUGACCUGCGCAUUUUUGACAACACUCAGCUCAUCCUCGGUGCUGCAGCUUGUCUUGGGGUAGCAGGAGUGAUCACUCAGGCUUGCUACUUUUCUAAUUCAGGAAGUGGUCUUCCUCUUCCACCUUCCCCUCCUACGUGGAGACUUCGGGGGCACUUCAUACCCCCUCUCAAUCCAUUUCUCACUGUAACAGCAUGGAUCGACGAGCACGGUCCUCUGAUCACCAUUCGCUCUGGAACUGAGAAAAUCGUCGUUAUUGGCCGUCAUAACGCUGCGGUAGAUAUCAUGGAGAAGCAGGGCGGUUCGGUAGCUGAUCGUCCUCGCUUCGUUGCUGCUGGAGAAAUGCUCAGUGGUGGGCUAUCUAACCUUCUUACACCCGCUGGGAUGAGGUUGCGUCGUAUGCGUAGAGCACUUCAUGCGCAUCUCCAACCUAAAGCAGCUUCCGAAUAUCAGUCCCUCCAGAUAUCACACGCAAAGAACACCAUCCUCAACAUUCUUGAGGAUCCAUCCAACUUCCAGAACCACAUAUCAACUUACGCUGCAACGGUCAUUACGAAAAUUGCGUAUGGGAAGACUACUCCCACGUCUGCGGCUGGUCCCGAAGUCAAACAACUUCGCGAGCACUUGCGAAUAUUUCGUGGGGCCUUACGCCCCGGUGCUUACCUGGCGGAUUCGAUCCCGUGGCUGAAAUACCUUCCUUGGUAUGGCCAAGAGUUGAAACGGGUGUUUAAGGAGAGUGGUCAGCUCUACGCCGGUCAGCUGAACCGCGUGAAACAGCAAAUGCAGAGCAAUGUGGACAUUGGUCCUUCGUUUGUCAAGCAUAUGCUAGAAACUGUUGAACUCCACGGCUUAACAGAAGUAGAGAUGGCUUUUAUUGCUGGCGGCCUUUUUGCAGCUGGAACUGAUACGACUACUUUGGCAAUAUGCACGGUGCUCAUGGCAGCCGCAUGUUUUCCCGAGGAGCAAGCUAAAAUCCAGGCCGAGAUUGAUGCCGUCGUAGGAAGCCACCGAGCGCCGAACUUUGCUGACGAACAGUCCCUUCCCCGACUACAGGCCUUCAUCUCUGAGGCUUUGAGAUGGAGACCGCUGCUUCCCGCUGGAGUGGCUCACCGAACGACCAAGGAGGUGAUUUGGGGCAACUAUUGCAUUCCAGCUAAGACUACAGUGGUCGGCAAUCAUUGGUCCAUCUCUCGAGACCCAGACGUCUUCCCUGAGCCUGAUGCAUUCAAGCCUGAGCGCUGGAUCAACGACCAAGGUCGCGUUAGGGACGAUCUCAAAUUUUUCGUCUUCGGAUUUGGCCGGCGAGUAUGCCCCGGUCAAGACGUUGCGACCAGAUCGGUGUUCAUAAACGCGGUCCUUAUUCUUUGGGCCUUCCAGCUGAAUCUGAAUCCUACGAAGCCGCUGGAUGAUAUGGGGUUCAUGAGGGGAGAUUCUCAGCCGGGCGCCAUUCAGUUCAAGACGAGGAUUCCAGAGACAGAGCUCAGGCGCAUGAUGCAGAAUUAUCCUGAGGGGGAGCCUUGAAGCCUAGAGAUAUACUAUUAGUAACAGUCAGAGUGGAGGCGACUGUAGACAUGAUUCUAACACGAUUCAAUUUUUCGAAA
This is a messenger RNA of Suillus paluster, 1720 nucleotides long. RefSeq names its product cytochrome P450. Gene Ontology annotation, molecular function: heme binding; oxidoreductase activity, acting on paired donors, with incorporation or reduction of molecular oxygen; monooxygenase activity. The transcript is spliced from 14 exons. The coding region runs from base 108 to 1640 and encodes 510 amino acids. Lineage: Eukaryota; Fungi; Basidiomycota; Agaricomycetes; Boletales; Suillaceae. The record is from RefSeq and is a predicted model, not a curated record.